GAUAUGUCUCUAACAAAAUCAGAGAACGCCUUUUCUAAACCUCAAAAUAUAGAAAAACUGAGUUCUAAGCCAAAAAACACUCUGAAGUGGUUUAAAUUUUUCUAUAAACAAAAAUCGUUAAAGGAAUCUGUGUUGAGUAGAGAAACCUUGGCAAAAAGAACACUCCAGGAACUUCUAAUUUAUUGCAUAUUUUUGACACAAUUGGUUUUUAUCAACUAUGAGAGGAGUAAUACAAAUGCUGCAGGUUUGGACAAUCAAUGGAAAACAUUAUUCAAUAGAAUUGAAAAAGUGACAUCUAUUUAUGAUUUUUGGAACUUCAUGGAAAAUGAUUUGAUCGAAGGCUUGCACUGGGAAACUCAAUAUAAUGAAGGAAGCAAAAAAGCAAAGCACAGGUGUCCUAAUGGUGAGCCGGCUAUAAAACCAUGUAUCCUUCCUCUACCCGAUCAGCUGAUUAUGUACAAUAAUAUGAUGUUGGGUGUACCAAGAAUUAAACAAAAUAAGGUGACAAAUGAUUCAUGCUUAAGCUCUGUUCCUUUAGACUUUUCGGGAGCCAUUAAAGUUUGCUACGCUCCAUAUCAAGUGAUACAUGAAGAGAAGCUCAGUUUUCCUCCAAUAAACAGAGUGUAUACUGAGCUUAGUGUUUGGGAAUAUCAAGAUCUGAUUCAAGGAAUUCCGUUUCAGGGGCAGCUAACUACAUAUGGACAAGGGGGAUAUUCCCAAAAUUUGAGCUUUAACAAAAGUAUCAACAUUUACAUCAUCAAAGAGUUGAAAUCCUUUCGAUGGAUUAACCAAGGAACACGUCUGGUCACCAUAGAAUUUUCUACUUACAAUGCAAAUGUAAAUCUGUUCUCGUUUAUUACUAUAGCAUGUGAAUUCCCUGCAACAGGUGGGGUCAUGGGAGGAAUUGAUAUAGAGGUUAUGAGUCCUCUCCAUUAUACCUCCACUUUGGAUUUUGUACGAAUGGGAGUCGAAAUUCUAUUUUGUUUGUUUACCAUUUAUUAUAUUUGGGAGGAAAUACAAGACUUCAGAGUUUCUGGUUUGAAAUACUUUGUGAACGUUGGAAACAUUUUGGAUAUUGGAGUUACAGUGCUUUCUCUAAUAUAUAUUGUCUUAAAUAUUUUCCUACUUACAGCCCUGUUGAACGAAAUGCUAGGAUUACUGGAAAGACCGUGGGAAUAUGUGGAUAUGUCUUAUAUAAGAUUGGUGUAUAGGUAUAUGACAUAUUCUGGUGCUGGAAGCUUGUUUAUGGCCUGGCUAAAGCUUCUAAAAUAUCUAUCCUUCAACAAGACAAUGCAACAGUUCUCUGGAACUUUGAAACACAGUUCUAAAAAUUUGUCUGGAUUCUCAGUCAUGUUUUGUAUUGUUUUCUUCUCAUUUGCUCAGCUAGGAUACCUCUUAUUUGGUACACAGGCUAAAGAUUACAGAAAUUUCACGGAAGCCUGCUUUACCCUUCUCAGAACAACGCUGGGUGAUUUCAACUAUGAUAUGCUGAUUAAUGCUGACUCGACUUUUGGGGUCUUAUUUUUCCUGACCUACUUGAUCUUUGUCUUCUUUAUCUUCAUGAACGUGUUCUUGGCAAUCAUCUACGAUUCUUACAAAGAGUUCAAAGUAGAGUUGUUCAGUCUGAAACCUAAGUUUGAGAUGGGAGACUUCUUAAACAACGGCCUCGUCAAAAUUCAGGGUAUAGUAGGGGUGUUAGAUAGGAGCCAUUUUGUACGAAAUGCUGUGAAAUUGGCAGCUGAAGAUGAUGGGUUUGUUACAUAUUUGGAGUUAAGAGAGAUGCUGAAGCAAAGCAACUUUGGGGACAUGGAGAUUGAUCUUAUCUUUUUAAAUCUUAGCAAAGACCCAGAGGUGAAAAAAAUACUAUGCACUGAGGACCUAGAUGAAGAGGAUUCCUCUAAACCUGAUCACAAUCUUGAAUCAGUAGUAAAAGGAAACGAAAGAGCUGCAGAAAAUGUCAGAUCAAGAUUUGAGAACCUGGAGAGAAAGAUGACCAGCCUUGAAAUGUGUGCCCUUCCUCUUCAGAGGAAACUUGAUUCUCUCCUCAUCAAGCUUUGGAGAAUACAGUUUUAUUAGGAAGAGAAGAAGAGGAUGAAGACAAAGAUUAUAUAAAGAUAAGAAGAUGCGAAGAAAAGAACAAUUAAAAAAUGUGUGCUUUGUGCUGCUGAAAUAAACAUAAAAUGUUUUCGCAAUUAUGCUUGAA
Molecule: messenger RNA, 2203 nt
Organism: Eurytemora carolleeae
Lineage: Eukaryota; Metazoa; Arthropoda; Copepoda; Calanoida; Temoridae
Product: polycystic kidney disease 2-like 1 protein
Exons: 28
Coding region: 4-2076 (690 amino acids)
Biological process (GO): detection of mechanical stimulus
Cellular component (GO): membrane
Molecular function (GO): calcium channel activity; calcium ion binding
Source: RefSeq, a predicted model, not a curated record